Messenger RNA from Caenorhabditis briggsae, 2427 nucleotides. RefSeq names its product Protein CBR-PTR-16 (gene Cbr-ptr-16). Gene Ontology annotation, biological process: molting cycle, collagen and cuticulin-based cuticle; endocytosis. Gene Ontology annotation, cellular component: plasma membrane; cytoplasmic vesicle membrane. The coding region runs from base 1 to 2427 and encodes 808 amino acids. The transcript has 5 exons. Lineage: Eukaryota; Metazoa; Nematoda; Chromadorea; Rhabditida; Rhabditidae. The record is from RefSeq and is a predicted model, not a curated record.
AUGGACAAUCUACUGCGACGGGAUUAUUUGGAUGGCGUUGACUCGUUGGCGGAAUUUCUACAGUAUAACUUCACAGUACCAUGUAAUGGAGUCAAAGGAAAAAACCAAAUCGAUUGCUCAUUUUCGGAUUUAUGCUCUGGACAGUGUAAUGAUAAUCAAGUGAUCCCAUUAUUCAAUUUGAUCUACCGUAAUGCGUCCUCACGACUUCAUCCGAACUUCCGUCUGACGUAUCCGACAAUGCAUUUGUAUAACGAUGAGUAUUAUGUUGGAGAGCACUUUGCUGGUGUCAAAAUUGAUCCCAAAACUAAUGUAAUCUCCCGUGUCAAAGUGGUCGUUCUCUACUUCCGAACCGAUCGUCAGACUCCUCAAAUUUCCUCAGUCAUCAACGAAUGGGAACGCUCUCUUUUCGACUACGUAGCCCAUUUCAACCAUCCAACUCUCAAUAUGACACUCAAUUCCGAUGCAAUGAUCGCCAGAGAAGUGAGAACCAAUGGUCUCAGCUGUGUUCCAUACUUCGGAGCCUCCGUCAUCGCCGUAGUCCUCUUCAUCUUCGCCACGAACCAACGAGAACACUUCGUCAUGUCUCAUAACAUCGUCAUGGCCAUUUUAGGAAUUGCUGGACCUCUGAUGGCCGUCGGAACCACCUUCGGAUUCCUUUUUCUCUUUGGAUUCCCAUUCAACUCCAUCACCCUUGUGAUGCCAUUUUUAAUCAUUGGCGUUGGUUGCGACGACGUUUUUAUCAUAAUUCAUGCAAUGCGGAAAACGGAUAAACGAGAGAGUUUAGAGAAUCAAAUCGCUGAAACCAUGGAAGAAGCUGGCCCAUCGAUCACCGUCACUUCUGCAACUAACAUUCUAUCUUUUGCAAUUGGAAUCGCUACUCCAACCCCUGCAAUCUCACUAUUCUGUUUGUAUACCUGUAUUGCGGUUGCUGUAGAUUUCGUUUACCAGUUGACUUUUUUCGUAGCCGUUUUGGUUUUCGAGGAGAAGAGAUUGGAGGCAAUGAGAUUAUCGAAAAAGCAAGAAAAAGUCGAGGAAGCUCUGGGAGCACCCAAGCAAGUGUUAUCUAUACAAAACUCGAUUCGCUCUACCGCUGGAGCCCAUCCCCUUCCAGCAAACCCAGAUGGGAUCGUAUCGAGAUACUGUAGAUUCUUAAAGGAUUGGAGGACGAGAGUAGCGCUUCUGUUAAUCCUCUCCGGGUACUGGACAGCGUCGUAUUAUGGUUGUAAGACAAUGGAAAUCAAAAUGGAUACUACGAAUUUGAUCAUGAAGGAUUCGCCGCUGAACAACAUUGCUUGGAUUUACGAAAGGUUUUUGUGGAGUGAAGGGCAAUUGGUGCUAGUUUUUGUCAAUAAUCCACCGGAUCUGGCCAAUGAGCAUAACCAACAUGAAGUGCUAGAGCUGGUCAGGCGGUUUGAGACACUUCCAUACUCAAUGGGCCGUAAUUCCACGUCGAUUUGGUUGAGAUCGUUUUUGUAUCAGAGCUCACUAUAUCAUAACACAAAGGGAUUCAAUGGGUUACUUCAAGAAUGGCUGGAUGACUCGGAAGGGGGCGGAGCCCGAUGGAAUGACAUGCUACGGCUGAAAAAGGCGGAGAAUGGAACGAUUUUGGGAGUUGACAAGUUUAUGUUCGCGACGGCUUGUGCUAUGGGUGACGAUGCAAACUGGGCGACGAGAGAAAAGUUGCAGAAGCAGUGGAGAGGAGUUGCACAUGAAUAUGCACAUUUCAAUGUGACGGUUUUCCAGAGCUACUCAUUCUACAUUGACCAAUUAGACUCAAUUGGCGGCACAACAAUGUCUACAGUAAUCUGGGCCGCUAUAACCAUGGAUUUGGCUUGCCUUCUGAUGAUUCCUGGAAUCAAUUCGAUCCUAACAAGCACAAUCGCAAUGAUGUCUAUAAAUGUGGGCGUUUUUGGAUUACUGUCAGUUUGGAAUGUCAAUCUGGACCCGAUUACAAUGUGCACCACUUUGAUGUCAAUUGGAUUUUCCGUGGAUUUCACUGCUCAUAUAUCCUAUCACUACUACCGUAAUCCGACGAGUUGGACUACCGACGAACGACUGGCAGACGCAUUGAAAUCGAUUGGAUGGCCGAUGAUCCAAGCGGCCACUUCUACCGUACUCUGCAUAGUUCCUUUGAUGUUUAAUUCGAGUUAUAUGGUUUGGGUAUUUGUCAAAACCAUUUUGUUGGUUACGGUUCUCGGAAUUCUACAUGGAAUUAUAUUUUUGCCUGCGUUGUUGCUAACGUCCGGUGACCUGUCUCGAUUAUUUGGAGGAUCGAGUGAUUCCAAAAUACAACCUGAAAAAAAGGAAAAAUUGGGAGAGAUCUCCCAAGCUUCUAGCUUUUCCAGCACGAAUAGUGAGACGGUACUUGUCAAAAAAGACGACUCCACCGAGCUGAAAACCAUUCCACAGGAGCGAGGAUCCGGUUAA